Messenger RNA from Letharia columbiana, 900 nucleotides. RefSeq lists its product as uncharacterized. Lineage: Eukaryota; Fungi; Ascomycota; Lecanoromycetes; Lecanorales; Parmeliaceae. Bases 1 to 900 code for a protein of 299 amino acids. The transcript has 3 exons. The record is from RefSeq and is a predicted model, not a curated record. Gene Ontology annotation, cellular component: post-mRNA release spliceosomal complex; catalytic step 2 spliceosome; Prp19 complex.
AUGCCUCCUGCGAAGAAGCGCAAGAUCGCCAACGAGUCGAAAGUGCAAGACGGCGCACCUGUGGAUGAAACGGCGCCCCCCAAGUCACAACAUCCGCAGUACAUCGACAGAGAAUCAGAAGCUGAGCCGUCUGAAGAUUCUCAGCCGGAUCUUAGAUCGGUAGACAAAAAUCAGGAGAGGAAAGAGCGCUUCAAGGCUCUCCAAGCACGUGCACAAAAGUCCGCUCAGAAGAACCUCAAAGAAGCAGCCGCAGAGUCACAACGACUAGCGACAGACCCUAACCUUUUGUCCUCACUCUCUCGAAAGCAGGCAUUCGCAUCACACAACCUACUAAAAGCCGACACUGCAGCGGCCGGAGAAGACUUUGAGCGAAAGCGAGCAUGGGACUGGACUGUUGACGAGUCGGAGAAAUGGGAUAAGCGGAUGGAGAAGAAGGGGAAGCAUCGCGAGGAUGUAGCGUUUCAAGAUUAUACACAGGAUGCACGGAAGAUCUACAAGCGCCAGCUGCGAGAGUUGAAGCCUGAUAUGGAGGGCUACGAGAAGGAGAAGGCAGCUGCGGUGCAGAAGGCCGCUCUGAGUGGAGGCUUGGAGAUCAUCGAGACUGAGGAUGGAGAGCUCGUUGCUGUCGAUAAGAGUGGGACUUUCUACUCCACAGCCGACAGCACAGACUUCAUUGAGAACAAGCCUGAAAAAGCUGCCGUGGAUAGGUUGGUCAAUGAUCUACGGAAGGCCGAGGAGGUUCGGUUGCGGAAGAGAAGAGACAGAGGCAGAGGUGAAGAUGACGGUGACGUUACAUUUAUCAAUGACAAGAACAAGCAAUUCAACCAAAAGCUGGCCCGCUUUUACAACAAGUACACUGCGGAGAUCCGCGACAGCUUCGAACGGGGGACAAUGAUAUGA